This is a messenger RNA of Enterobius vermicularis (human pinworm), 1686 nucleotides long. The record is from the annotation of a GenBank genome assembly. NCBI's taxonomy places the organism in Eukaryota, Metazoa, Nematoda, Chromadorea, Rhabditida, Oxyuridae.
UUGCACCAGGAUAAAUCGAAUGAACUUUUGUAUUUCAGAAUUUUGGUGAAGAAAAACACCGGUAAGAAGAAAGAUGAAGAAGAUGCAUCUCAGUCAUUUACGUAUAUUUCUUCGUUUACAGCGCAGUUACAGGAGCUGGAUAGCAUUGCAAAGCAACACGAAGUAUGUUAUCAGUUGAUCAUAAUGUCGCUGCUUGAAUUACAUUCUAUAUUUGGGCUCUCCUUCUUGCUUAAAUUUUCGGCUGUAGAUAUAUGGAAACUGCGGUGUAGGAUAGAUUUUUCUGUGAUACUUUUUAGUAAAGCAUUCAAAGAUGCCGAAGUGGCAUAUAUCAAAUAUGAUAAGGCUGAAAAGAAUAUGGAUCUAUCAAGAGCCGAUUUAGAGAGAGCCAAAAGCAAUGCGAAUCAGAGAAAUCAACAGUGUGAAGAAGCUAAAAAAAAUUAUGCUCAUGCAUUAGAGGCUGCUAACAGUCAUCUCUCUACUCACUACAGUAACAUGCUUCCGGCAGCACUUGAGCAGUUGCGGCUAGUCGAUGAGGAAAGGAUAAUCGAAACCCACAAAUUUAUGAUCCAGAGUAUAGAAUCAGAAGUGAAAGUUAUGGCAAUAAUGCAGCGAUGUUAUGAGGACAUGACGAAUGCUGCAAAUCAAAUUUCUUCUAAUACUGAUUCUGCCGCAGUUGUGGAACAGUUCCGAACGGGUUAUGGUCAUCCGGAGGCUUUUACCUUUGAAGAUCUUGGUUCUCCAGCAGCAAAAUUGUCUGGUGAAGGAACCAGCACAAUUGAUACUUUGAAAAGGCCAAGGAGAGAUGGAACUGCUACUCGUGUACAUAGAAAAGCAAGCGGUUUAUUCAGGGGAACUGGAAAGAAGGACGGAACGAUUGAAUCUUUACCUCCUCAACAGCGUUGUAGAAGAUUAGUAAAGGAGAUGGAGAAAAUACAGAAGGAUAUAGAAAAGAGCGAACAGAGCUGUGAUGCUCUCCGGAAAAUGUUUCAAGUUUAUACUUUUGCAAUGGUCAAAAAGCGCGAAAUUGGAGAAAUGGAUACUGCAUUGAGAGCGCGGGACAAUCCGAAACUGGGAAAUGCGAAAGCUGUUGAGGCAGAAAUAGCUGUGCAUAAGAAGAAAAUUGAUUCCUUGAUGCCUCAGUUGACCAAAUAUAAGGAAAUGCUAUCUGCCGCUCAGACAGAGUUAAAUGUACCUAUUUCUGCGUUGAACUCUGGAACUCCUCGAUCAGUUGCUCGCCCGUCUUCUGGAAGGAGUACUCCAUCACAAGUUUCACCUGGUCAUAGUGGAACGAUAUCUCGCCUUUCCAGUGCCAAUGUUCAAAGAGGAUCUUAUUCUGGUGAAUCUGCUUCGUCUUCCGGUUCUUUUGGUAUUUCUCCCUCCCCGAAUCAUUUGGUCGAAGCUCAGCACUUGGAAAAAACGCCAGUUUCGACCGGUGCCCCACUAGCAGAAAAGGCUGAGGUUUAUGAGGAGGAGGUUGAUGAGUUGCCGGUCUUAGGGAUGUGCAGAGCUUUGUACGCGUUUGAGGGUGGUAGCGAGGGCACAAUGCCUAUGAUAGAGGGCGACGAGAUGGCUUUAAUUGAGAGAGAUGAAGGAGAUGGCUGGACACGUGUAAGGAACUUAGCUACCGGAAAGGAAGGAUUUGUUCCUACAACCUAUUUAGAAUGUAGGUGGUAUCCUGAAAAAUGA